UCUACCAGCUUGUCAGCUUGUGUCUACUUCACUUGCGCCAACGCGCAGGGACCGACGAACGAUGUAACAGUGGCGACGAAGAACCGGAAAGAAAAACCCUGGAUUCAAGCAGGACGUCAGCUACGACGAUGGCGCACCAGCAACUGCCUGACUUCGACGACGAAAAAGACAACUGGAAGGCGUAUGUCAUCAAAGCAGAAGCAUACCUUGAGGCAACAGCGGUGACAGAGUCAGCCAAGACACGGGCAUUGUUAGUGGCAGCCUUAAGUACUCGCACUGUCCAGAUACUAUCAGGAAGAAUAGCGCCCAAGAAGCCUAAUUCUUUAGAGUACGAGGACGUCGUGAAAGCCUUGGACGAGUUCUUUGAUCCCAAGCGCCAUGAGAUUGCAGAAAGUUUCCGCUUUUUCAACCGCUGCCAGCUGGAUGCUGAGCCGCCGACUGCAGAGCCGUCUACCAACACACAGGUCCUUCCGGAUGUAAUCUCCGAGUUUCCAGAUGACUUCAGCUCAGAACUAGGCCUCAUCAAUGGACCUGCGGCGCACCUUCAGCUGAAGGAGGGAGUCACACCCAAGUUCUUUUCGACAAGUGAAUCAGAUGAGUGGGCCCUGGCACCGGACACGAAUGUUUACAUCCGCAACUUUGGCAAAGGUGAAAAGUGGAAAACCGGUACGGUAAAGUCAGCCGACGGAGCGAUGACGGUGACAGUCGAGACGCCAGAGGGCCUUGUUCGGAGACAUGUGGAUCAAGUUCACACAAGGUUCGACUCGGUUGAACCCCACCGUAACAGGGAAGGAGAAAGUAUGCCUACGUCGAGAACUACCCAAGAAACUUCCGGAUCAGGGCCAAACGUAAAGGCGGAACUCCUUGAGCCACCACACCAGCUGCAGUCAUCAUCUCCAACCCAAGACCAGGAGAAGCAGAAGUCCAGGGAACCUACAGUGACCACAGAACUCCAGCGCUCAACCAGACAGCGGAAACCGGUGCAGCGUCUCCAAUAUUAUUGA
Rhipicephalus microplus (southern cattle tick) is the source of this 1004-nucleotide messenger RNA. RefSeq lists its product as uncharacterized. Lineage: Eukaryota; Metazoa; Arthropoda; Arachnida; Ixodida; Ixodidae. The record is from RefSeq and is a predicted model, not a curated record.